Messenger RNA from Haliotis rufescens (red abalone), 10936 nucleotides. RefSeq names its product kin of IRRE-like protein 1. NCBI's taxonomy places the organism in Eukaryota, Metazoa, Mollusca, Gastropoda, Lepetellida, Haliotidae. The record is from RefSeq and is a predicted model, not a curated record. Gene Ontology annotation, cellular component: cell-cell junction. Gene Ontology annotation, biological process: cell-cell adhesion. The transcript is spliced from 19 exons. The coding region runs from base 1358 to 3430 and encodes 690 amino acids. Gene Ontology annotation, molecular function: cell adhesion molecule binding.
AAACAACAGUGACACCUCCAGCAGGGCUCAAAGUGAUCAAACAACAGUGACACCUCCAGCAGGGCUCAAAGUGAUCAAACAACAGUGACACCUCCAGCAGAGCUCAAAGUGAUCAAACAACAGUGACACCUCCAGCAGGGCUGAUAGUGAUCAAACAACAGUGACACCUCCAGCAGGGCUGAUAGUGAUCAAACAACAGUGACACCUCCAGCAGAGCUCAAAGUGAUCAAACAACAGUGACACCUCCAGCAGGGCUCAAAGUGAUCAAACAACAGUGACACCUCCAGCAGAGCUCAAAGUGAUCAAACAACAGUGACACCUCCAGCAGAGCUCAAAGUGAUCAAACAACAGUGACACCUCCAGCAGAGCUCAAAGUGAUCAAACAACAGUGACACCUCCAGCAGAGCUCAAAGUGAUCAAACAACAGUGACACCUCCAGCAGAGCUCAAAGUGAUCAAACAACAGUGACACCUCCAGCAGAGCUCAAAGUGAUCAAACAACAGUGACACCUCCAGCAGAGCUCAAAGUGAUCAAACAACAGUGACACCUCCAGCAGGGCUCAAAGUACUCCCACAGCACCGCAGAAACCUUUAAACAGGGCACAAGUUUUCAAGAAGCGUUGGCAGCUGCUUCAGAUCAUGCGUGUGUGGCUGUGAUGUACCUGUGUAGGUACAGAUACAUAUACACAACAAUUAGCUUCCUGUCAAUCGGAGUUUACUGAGAGGUUCGGGUGCUUGUGACUGCUAGGGCUGAGUGUGGACAGCUAGUUGGCAGGCUGACCUGCAACGAUUUCAGGAGGCAUCCCCAUUGGGACGCUAUACUGGCAUUAGGCAGGGAUAAAGCUGGGCAUUGUUACCUUCACUAAACUGAGCAACACAUGUGGGACAGCUCAUAGAGGCGCCAUCACCCUGGUUUCAAUAGCUGCCGCUUUCAAGGCAAGAUAACUUCUCAAUACCAAGGCAUCAUAAUGGUUCAGAAAACACACAUAACCAACAAAGUCGACAGUUUAUGAGAACUGCAGUGGAAGUGAUUGUAACUCAACAAGGCAAGAUAUAGUCUGUGAGGCUGGGACUAACAGACAGAAGAGGGCCAAGGAAAAUGGCCGAUAUCUGAACUACAAAGUUUGGAACUUUUCUGAACAACGGAUUAUCAGCAUUUUUCUUGAGUGUGGAAGCGGAGGUGAUUCAGGAUUGAGGAUUAACUCUCAAAUUACAGUUUUGGAAGUUGUGAUCAAGUUUACCCAAAGUUGUGUCAAUCUGUUUUGGAUAGAUCUGAUACCCAUCACAGUCCUGGUUGGCCUCCAGGACCAAGGAUUCCAAGUUAUACUGAACCUAUACAUCAUACAAAGGUUUCCAAGAUGUCUGCGUGGUCACUUCCAGUAGACAGGCACAACUUCCUGCAGACAGUACAACAUAUCCUCUACAUCUGUGUAACUCUUCUUUUCUCAGAAGGGGUGAUGGCCCAACAGAGGUUUAUCAUUGAACCCCAAGACACGAGUGCGAUUGAAGGAAGCACGGCAAUACUGAAGUGUAAAGUGGCCAACAUGGUGGGUGGCCUUCAGUGGACAAGGGACAGCUUUGCUCUCGGGAUGGAGAGAAAUCUACCAGGAUUCCCUCGGUAUCAGAUGAUUGGCGGACAAACACCAGUGGGGUCGGAGACUAUUGGUGAGCACAACCUGAAGAUAACGGAAGUCCACCUGGAGGAUGAUGCUGAGUACCAGUGCCAAGUCGGCGCCACAGAGAAUGUCCAGGGGAUACGCAGUCGUACAGCAAAACUAAACGUGUUGUUACCUCCUGACAGGCCCCAGAUAGAGAAUGGGUUGAGGGUUGCAGUGGUCGUUGGGCGCCUGGCCAAUAUCUCAUGUCGUGCCAACAACGGCAAACCUUCUGCAACCAUCACCUGGCACAUGGAUGGGCAGCGUUUGACGGAGAUGAUCUAUUCCAGAAGCAUUCCAAAAGUAAAUGAUAAGCGGGUAGAUUCUGUAGGAAUUAUCACCAUCAAUGCUACCAAGGAUGAUGAAGGCAGACGGAUAGAGUGCAGAGCUGAAAAUGAGGCUAUGGUGUCACCCUUUUCAACUUUUGCGACACUGGAUGUGCAGUAUCCACCAUACAUCACAAUGAUGACCAACCUGUCUCGCACAAUACGAGAGUAUGACUACCUCCGUAUUUUCUGCAGGGUUGAAGCAGCCAAUCCAAGGGGUAUUACUUGGAGGUGGCUGAGGAAUGGUCGUAUCCUCCACGGGGAGACGCGCGAUGUCCUCGACAUUCCCUCCAUUUCCCGAGCCUACCACCAAAACACCAUCACCUGUGAAGGUAGCAACCCUGUGGGUGGCACCAGGAGGAACAUGGAGCUCAAUGUGGAAUUCGGACCGUUGUUUGUUGGUGAUCCUGAACAUACAGCCGUCAACCUGAACCAGCCAGCCACCCUAAGGUGUGAAGCCACUGGCAAUCCCCUGCCCAGUAUUAUUUGGACAAAGAAAGGGUCUCGCCAUCCACAGGGCAGUUCUUCGGUGCUUAGGAUCCCCAAGGUGGGGGAGGGAAACCUGGGUGUGUAUGUCUGCACAGCCACUGUCCUGGGCUUCAACUCCAUCAGCAGGGAGAUAUACCUCCUACAAAAUGCUCCUCCAACUAUAAUGAGUGAGGUGAAGCAAUAUGCUAUAACAGGAGAGAAUGCGGAAGUGGAAUGUAUGGCCAUGUCAGUCCCCAAGCCAGACAAGAUCAUCUGGAUGAGGGACGGUAUUCCUAUCAACUAUGCCACCUCUGGCAGGUUCUCAGCUGUGGAGGAGGAUUUGCCAUAUGGAAGAAAAAGCACUCUUCAGAUUAUAAAUGUUAAUGAAGAAGAUUUUGGUGAUUACAACUGCAGCGUUAUCAACAACUAUGGCAAGGAUGUGGCAGUCAUACACUUGAUAGAAAAAGCUGUUCCACCCCUGCCAAUCAUCAUCGGUGGUGCUGUUGGAGGUGUGGCAGUGCUGUUCAUCAUCAUUCUGGCAUGUGUGUUAUACCAUCGCUACAAGAGUGCUGAGACUGGCAGCGUAUUGGGUUCAUACACCGACACAGAUAGCAGCACAGACAAGAAGCGGGAGAAGUCUGACUCCCCAUCCACUCUGAUGGACCAAUGGAGGCAGGACUACAACAAGGACCUCAACAGAUACUCAGCUGACUAUGAUGAGGUGCUUUAUGCGGGAAAGGAUCCAAAGGGGAACAACAACCAGUACCGAGUCAUAGAUCCUUUCUCGAAUGAAAGCGUGUAUCGGGACACAAGUCAGAUAUUUGGUGGAGAAUAUACAAGUCAGUCAGAUGACAUAGGGUCAGACAGAUAUGGACCAGCAUAUAGUGGACAGUACCCACUGAGUAGUUUCCGUGGUGAUUAUGCAGACUCAAGGCUACCUCCCGCCUGUUUAAGUACGACCAAACUGGCAACAAAUGUGUAGAUGUGUGCACCGGGACUCUACCAUCAGUGGGAGGAACAUGUUCACUCUUUACACACCAACCAUGGUAAAACAAACUAUCAUUGCCAUACUUGGUGGCAACAUUUUAUACAACUUUGUAUGGAUCAUGCAUCAAUAUGGAAUCUAAUUCCAUACCAUUCUAUCAGCAGCAUUGUAAACAUGUACAGGCAUCUGUCCAGGAAUGGAUGCUGGAUAAACUGGAAGCUUUCCAUGAAUCUAUUGCACAAUUAGAAGAGUUGAACACAGUUUAGCGAGGACAGUGAGCACCAUUUAUCUGUCUGCUGCCUGUUGUAGCAGUCUCGAAGCACAGCAUCUGCAUCAUAGGCACCACCACUCUUAAUGCACUAGUCAUGUAUAUACAGCUUGCCUUUAUCAUUCGGGGAAAAUUGAUACAAAAAUUAUUCCAAGAUCAAUGCAAAGACAAUGAGCCUUAUUAGCCUUGCCAUGAUAUGUGUACAAGAACAUGAGCUGGAAGCACUGGAGGAGAGCUCGUGCACAGCUGCUGUACCAAGUCGGUGAGGAGGAUGUUCAAGCAAAGGAAGACAGUUUGUGUUAAAGUGCACCUACUCUCUCUGUGGAUAUCGGAAUAGAAUCUUCUUGGUGCUGUUAAGUUGCAAUUGAUAUAGUGUUGAGCUGCCCCUGAGUGUGGGACAGAGGGAGUAGGUGGAGCAUUUCUUGUGCAAGCCAAAGGAGGAAGACACAGGAAGGAAAUAAAGUGACAUGAUUUCUUCCAAACAAUGUCCACAAUAGUCAGUGAAAGCCCAGAGGCUGGACAUAUGCGUGAUAGUUGGCAGUGCUCCUGUCCAGGAAGUUCAGCCUGUAAAGAUGGUUGUGUUGAAUGAACAAGUUUUGUGGGAAAAAACCUGUUUCUGUGAAUGAAAGCUGAUGUAAAUACAUGAGGUACAUGAUACUGGCCACACUGAGUCCUGUCCUGUUCACAUCACAGUGUAAUGUAAUAAUACGUGUUGGCCAGUGUGUACCAAGUACAGCUUGAUGCCAAGACCUGCCACAGUACUGUGUAGCCUGAAGAGAACAUCAGGUACAGAUGUUCAUGCAGUCUGGAGGACAUCAGGUACAGAUGUUCAUGCAGUCUGGAGGACAUCAGGGACAGAUGUUCAUGCAGUCUGGAGGACAUCAGGUACAGAUGUUCAUGCUGUCUGGAGGACAUCAGGUACAGAUGUUCAUGCAGUCUGGAGGACAUCAGGUACAGAUGUUCAUGCAGUCUGGAGGACAUCAGGUACAGAUGUUCAUGCAGUCUGGAGGACAUCAGGUACAGAUGUUCAUGCAGUCUGGAGGACAUCAGGUACAGAUGUUCAUGCAGUCUGGAGGACAUCAGGUACAGAUGUUCAUGCAGUCUGGAUGACAUCAGGUACAGAUGUUCAUGCAGUCUGGAGGACAUCAGGUACAGAUGUUCAUGCAAUCUGGAGGACAUCGGGUACAGAUGUUCAUGCAGUCUGGAGGACAUGUGGUAAAGCAUGAUGUGUUCUGACUUCAGAUAUACCUGGAGCCAUUCUGAGCAUGACAUGUUCUUGUAUAAAUGAAUAGGAACCCAAUUGUUUGUGUGAGGAGUCUAGCAGUACAUGCCAUGAGUAUAUAACUGUUUAUGAACUAUAGCAAUAUUGUCAGAAUGGGGAUGACCAAGUGAGGUGUUGAAGUGUCCAAGUUCAGAAAGCAGGAGACAACAGGGCUUGGCCCAAAUAAACAUUGGCUGUCAUAACAUAAUCCAUGCAUCCAGCUGUGCAAAGGAUGUCACUCCAGACCCUGACAAUGAUGUCACACUUUCAAUGCCCAAAUGAUUCUUAAAACUACAUUUGCAUAUUGGUUUAUUCAGUAAGUCUCCUUGUUAAAAGAACAUGUUGUAACACUCAUACCUGCAGUUUCAGAGAAAAUAAAUAUUGUCAUAUAUACAUCUGUCUCACUGCAGGAAUGUUCCUGUGUCUAGUCCAUGUUCAUCUGUCUCCCUUCAGGAAUGUUCCUGUGUCUAGUCUAGCCCAUGUACAUCUGUCUCACUGCAGGAAUGUUCCUGUGUCUAGUCCAUGUACAUCAGUCUCACUUCAGGAAUGUUCCUGUGUCUAGUCCAUGUACAUUGGUCUCUCUGCAGGAAUGUUCCUGUGUCUAGCCCAUGUACAUCAGUCUCACUUCAGAAAUGUUCCUGUGUCUAGUCCAUGUACAUCAGUCUCACUUCAGGAAUGUUCCUGUGUCUAGCCCAUGUACAUCGGUCUCUCUGCAGGAAUGUUCCUGUGUCUAGUCUAGCCCAUGUACAUCUGUCUCACUUCAGGAAUGUUCCUGUGUCUAGCCCAUGUACAUCUGUCUCACUUCAGAAAUGUUCCUGUGUCUAGUCCAUCUACAUCUGUCUCACUUCAGAAAUGUUCCUGUGUCUAGCCCAUGUACAUCUGUCUCACUUCAGAAAUGUUCCUGUGUCUAGUCCAUCUACAUCUGUCUCACUUCAGGAAUGUUCCUGUGUCUAGCCCAUGUACAUCUGUCUCACUUCAGGAAUGUUCCUGUGUCUAGCCCAUGUACAUCUGUCUCACGUCAGGAAUGUUCCUGUGUCUAGUCCAUCUACAUCAGUCUCACUUCAGGAAUGUUCCUGUGUCAGGCCCAUGUACAUCGGUCUCUCUGCAGGAAUGUUCCUGUGUCUAGUCUAGCCCAUGUACAUCUGUCUCACUUCAGGAAUGUUCCUGUGUCUAGCCCAUGUACAUCUGUCUCACUUCAGGAAUGUUCCUGUGUCUAGCCCAUGUACAUCUGUCUCACUUCAGGAAUGUUCCUGUGUCUAGCCCAUGUACAUCUGUCUCACGUCAGGAAUGUUCCUGUGUCUAGUCCAUCUACAUCUGUCUCACUUCAGGAAUGUUCCUGUGUCUAGCCCAUGUACAUCUGUCUCUCUGCAGGAAUGUUCCUGUGUCUAGUCUAGCCCAUGUACAUCUGUCUCACUUCAGGAAUGUUCCUGUGUCUAGCCCAUGUACAUCUGUCUCACUUCAGAAAUGUUCCUGUGUCUAGUCCAUCUACAUCAGUCUCACUUCAGGAAUGUUCCUUUGUCUAGCCCAUGUACAUCGGUCUCACUUCAGAAAUGUUCCUGUGUCUAGUCCAUCUACAUCUGUCUCACUUCAGGAAUGUUCCUGUGUCUAGCCCAUGUACAUCUGUCUCACUUCAGGAAUGUUCCUGUGUCUAGCCCAUGUACAUCUGUCUCACUUCAGGAAUGUUCCUGUGUCUAGCCCAUGUACAUCUGUCUCACGUCAGGAAUGUUCCUGUGUCGAGCCCAUGUACAUCGGUCUCUCUGCAGGAAUGUUCCUGUGUCAGGCCCAUGUACAUCGGUCUCUCUGCAGGAAUGUUCCUGUGUCUAGUCCAUCUACAUCUGUCUCACUUCAGGAAUGUUCCUGUGUCUAGCCCAUGUACAUCUGUCUCACUUCAGGAAUGUUCCUGUGUCUAGCCGAUGUACAUCGGUCUCUCUGCAGGAAUGUUCCUGUGUCUAGUCUAACCCAUGUACAUCUGUCUCACUUCAGGAAUGUUCCUGUGUCUAGCCCAUGUACAUCGGUCUCACUGCAGGAAUGUUCCUGUGUCUAGCCCAUGUACAUCGGUCUCACUUCAGGAAUGUUCCUGUGUCUAGCCCAUGUACAUCUGUCUCACUUCAGGAAUGUUCCUGUGUCUAGCCCAUGUACAUCUGUCUCACUUCAGGAAUGUUCCUGUGUCUAGCCCAUGUACAUCUGUCUCACGUCAGGAAUGUUCCUGUGUCGAGCCCAUGUACAUCGGUCUCUCUGCAGGAAUGUUCCUGUGUCAGGCCCAUGUACAUCGGUCUCUCUGCAGGAAUGUUCCUGUGUCUAGUCCAUCUCCAUCUGUCUCACUUCAGGAAUGUUCCUGUGUCUAGCCCAUGUACAUCUGUCUCACUUCAGGAAUGUUCCUGUGUCUAGCCGAUGUACAUCGGUCUCUCUGCAGGAAUGUUCCUGUGUCUAGUCUAACCCAUGUACAUCUGUCUCACUUCAGGAAUGUUCCUGUGUCUAGCCCAUGUACAUCUGUCUCACUGCAGGAAUGUUCCUGUGUCUAGCCCAUGUACAUCGGUCUCUCUGCAGGAAUGUUCCUGUGUCUAGUCCAUCUACAUCUGUCUCACUGCAGGAAUGUUCCUGUGUCUAGUCCAUUACAUCGGUCUCACUAUAGGACGGUCCUGUGUCUAGUCAAGUCCAUUACAUUGGUCUCACUGCAGGAAUGUUCCUGUGUCUAGCCCAUGUACAUCUGUCUCACUGCAGGAAUGUUCUUGUGUCUAGCCCAUGUACAUCUGUCUCACUGCAGGAAUGUUCUUGUGUCUAGCCCAUGUACAUCGGUCCCUCUGCAGGAAUGUUCCUGUGUCAAGUCCAUUACAUCGGUCUCACUACAGGACGUUCCUGUGUCUAGUCGAGCCCAUGUACAUCUGUCUCACUGCAGGAAUGUUCCUGUGUCAAGUCCUUUACAUCGGUCUCACUACAGGACGUUCCUGUGUCUAGUCGAGCCCAUGUACAUCUGUCUCACUGCAGGAAUGUUCCUGUGUCUAGCCCAUGUACAUCGGUCUCUCUGCAGGAAUGUUCCUGUGUCAAGUCCAUUACAUCGGUCUCACUAUAGAACGGUCCUGUGUCUAGUCAAGUCCAUUACAUUGGUCUCACUGCAGGAAUGUUCUUGUGUCUAGCCCAUGUACAUCAGUCUCUCUGCAGGAAUGUUCCUGUGUCAAGUCCAUUACAUCGGUCUCACUAUAGAACGGUCCUGUGUCUAGUCAAGUCCAUUUCAUUGGUCUCACUGCAGGAAUGUUCUUGUGUCUGCACAUGUACAUCAGUCUCUCUGCAGGAAUGUUCCUGUGUCAAGUCCAUUACAUCGGUCUCACUACAGGACGUUCCUGUGUCUAGUCGAGCCCAUGUACAUCUGUCUCACUUCAGGAAUGUUCCUGUGUCAAGUCCAUUACAUCGGUCUCACUUCAGGAAUGUUCUUGUGUCUAGCCCAUGUAUAUCAGUCUCUCUGCAGGAAUGUUCAUGUGUCAAGUCCAUUACAUCGGUCUCACUACAGGGCGUUCCUGUGUCUAGUCGAGGCCCAUGUACAUCUGUCUCACUUCAGGAAUGUUCCUGUGUCAAGUCCAUUACAUCGGUCUCACUACAGGACGUUCCUGUGUCUAGUCGAGGCCCAUGUACAUCUGUCUCACUUCAGGAAUGUUCCUGUGUCUAGCCCAUGUACAUCUGUCUCACUUCAGGAAUGUUCCUGUGUCAAGUCCAUUACAUCGGUCUCACUACAGGACGUUCCUGUGUCUAGUCCAGGCCCAUGUACAUCUGUUUCACUUCAGGAAUGUUCCUGUGUCAAGUCCAUGUACAUCGGUCUCACUUCAGGAAUGUUCCUGUGUCUAGCCCAUGUACAUCGGUCUCUCUGCAGGAAUGUUCCUGUGUCUAGUCGAGGCCCAUGUACAUCGGUCUCACUGCAGGAAUGUUCCUGUGUCGAGCCCAUGUACAUCGGUCUCACUGCAGGAAUGUUCCUGUGUCUAGCCCAUGUACAUCGGUCUCACUGCAGGAAUGUUCCUGUGUCUAGUCCAUGUACAUCAGUCUCACUGCAGAAAUGUUCCUGUGUCUAGCCCAUGUACAUCAGUCUCACUGCAUGAAAGUUCUUGUAUCUGGUCCAUGCACAUCUCCCUCACUAUAGGCAUGUUCCUGUGUCUGGUCCAUGUACAUCUCUCUCGCCCAGUUAAGUAUGUCUCUGUUUUCAUUCUGAUGGGGUUUGAUAAGGAUGUGAAACAUUGUGUAUGUAAUAUUUAUUAUCAGUGUAAAUAUGUAAACAUGUAGACUAUAGGGAAUGGUCUAUGAGGUGAGUACGUUGUUCCCCUGUUCAAUACCUGUGUGUGUCUGGCCCUGCAAGUAUAACUCACUCUUGUAGCUCUGUUACACCUUAGUUUUGUAUCAUGCUUGGACUGCACUAUUGUUGCUUGUUCAACACCAUGAUUAUACAUUCAACAUGCUAAUUUGUUUUUCAUGUUUUUGUUUUUAUUGACUUUCUGAUAUAUUAAGGAGUUGUUUGUUUCUUUCACUGGCGAUCAAUAUACAUUGCUUUGUAUAGUUUGUGUUACUUUGUGUUUCACUCGGUAUUUUGUGUCUCCUGGGGAUUUGGUGUGACCUGAAGUUCUAGGUGGGGAAUACAGUAAAUACUGUCAGUGAGUCUCUGGACAUGGGCUCCACCUCAGGUACAAGUAGACUCUAUGUUUAUGUCCUGGUUAGACCCUACUCUCGGACAUUUCUAGGUUUGUGUGUGAUGUAUCCUUCGUUACUGACUAUCACUGAUUGGUGAAGUAUGUUUAUUUGCUGCUCUCAAAAUGUAUGCAAGACUGUGUGCAUCUGGUUUACUUCUAUUUGGGCCUUGUUUUAUCCUUCCUUCCAUAUAGUUGUUGGUCCCCUAGACCUCAAUCACCCACAUAGCCUAGGUGGACACAGGUCAAGGCAUCCUUUAAACUAUCAUUUAAACUAUGUGGAUUUGAAUGUGUCUCAUAGUUACACCCCUACAUAGAGAUCUGUGUCAGUCAGGCUGUAGACACAUAGAGAAGCUCUGAUAAUUCCCAUGCCUCUUAGGUUAGCAGCAACUUGCUGUAUGUAGAAAACCUAUCUUUUUAGGGGGCACACAAAUGCCAUCAUUAUUGUAUCCAUCAUGAGACACUAGGACUAUCUUGACAUACACAACAAAUUUAGAUGGAACGCAAAAAAGAUCAGAUGAAACAUGUUUGGAAAUGUUUGUUGUUUCGGAGUCCUAUUUGACAUGUGAACAAACAAUGUGGUAUGUUUCUACCCAUGAAGAUGCUUUAUAGGUGUAAAAUGUAAAAAACAUAUAAGCACACUGCGCGCACACGCGCGCACACACACACACACACACACACACACACACACAUCCCAAUGGGCUCUGGCACAGCUACUUAAGCACAAGAAAUACUAACCAGCAUCACAUCAGAUAACAUACAAGAAAUAAUACCUACUUAACAGAUCAAAAGAACUUUAUCAAUACCAAAAUAACAUGACAGAUCACACACAGUAUCACACAUUUGAUCUAAUACCUUCAUAAAAAUAUCAUGAUGGAUUCACAAAAAUAUAAUAUCAGCUAAUCAUAUCAGAACAGAUCACAUACCCAAAACAACACCGAAACAACAUAUCACAGUCGUUCAGAAACCCGCAAGACAUUUCUAUAAAGGUUUCCUCAAUGGCUGAUCAAAUCACAGGUUACAUCUUGUAGUGAGAAGGUCAUUGGAUUUCGCCAAGGUCACAGAGAAGAUUAUUAGGUAAAUCCAGAUUAUUUUUGUAUGAAAUUCUAUGUCAUCAGUACCUUUCUGUACAGUAAUGUAUCAUUGAAAAUUAAUAUAUUGUUCAUUGUAUUUCUCUGAUAGCUUGUUUUAUUGUAGAUAUAUUGAAUGUGUGCUCUGACAGCGAUAAGUGAUGACAUGAAGUAUCCUGCGUACAUCGUCAUCUAAUCAUGUGCAAUUUGAUAAUGUAAUAAAUGAGAUUUUGUACAUAA